Cucurbita maxima (winter squash) is the source of this 1004-nucleotide messenger RNA. Its product is annotated as auxin-responsive protein IAA4-like. Gene Ontology annotation, molecular function: protein binding. Gene Ontology annotation, biological process: regulation of DNA-templated transcription. The record is from RefSeq and is a predicted model, not a curated record. The transcript has 4 exons. Gene Ontology annotation, cellular component: nucleus. NCBI's taxonomy places the organism in Eukaryota, Viridiplantae, Streptophyta, Magnoliopsida, Cucurbitales, Cucurbitaceae. Bases 74 to 682 code for a protein of 202 amino acids.
UCUCUAUAAGAUACAACCACUUCCCUCCCCCUUUCAUUCUAUUCCCUAAAAUAAAAAUUCAAACUUUGCAACAAUGGCGUUUCAAAAUUGCCUCAACCUCGAUGCCACCGAGCUCCGCCUUGGACCCCCCGGCGCCGACGACGACAACAACAACAACCAAGAACAACCUCAAUCUCUCAGAAUCAUCAACAACAAAAGACCAUUAUUACCGGAAUCCAACCAAAGCUCAUCUGCUUCGAACAUCUCUGUUUCCUCUGACGCCACGCUCCAAACCCCACCUCCCACCAAGGCUCAGAUUGUGGGGUGGCCGCCGGUUCAAUCGUUUAGAAGGAACAGCCUUCAAUCAAAGAAGACGGCGGUGGCAACGGCGGCACAGGAGAGUAGUGGAAAUUAUGUGAAAGUAAGCAUGGACGGAGCUCCUUACUUGAGGAAAAUUGAUCUCUGUUUAUACAAAGGUUACCCUGAGCUUCUCCAAACUUUACAAGACAUGUUCAAGUUCAGAGUCGGUGAAUACUCCGAGAGAGAAGGCUAUAAAGGAUCUGAAUAUGUUCCAACUUAUGAGGAUAAAGAUGGUGACUGGAUGCUGGUCGGAGAUGUCCCAUGGGAAAUGUUUAUGUCGUCCUGCAAGCGCUUAAGAAUCAUGAAAGGAUCGGAAGCGAAGGGAUUAGGAUGUGUUGCAUGAAAGAUAGAAGAAAAUGAAAAAGAAAUCAUCAGAGCCAGGAAGCUUUGAAAUACGAUCAGAGAAGGAAAAUCUGGGCUUGGGAUCUCGAGGAAGAAGAUGAUUUGAUUUUGCAGAGAAAACCCAGUUGGGAUUUGGGGGAAAAACAAGAUUUUGCAGAGAAAAUUAGGUGUUAGGGGGGAUGAUUUGGUGGUGGUUCAUGAUUUUUCCUUCAUUUUCAUCAUUCUUUUAAUCCCAAUAUCAUUAUCUGCACAGACCAGAAAUGAAUUGUUUUGAUUAUUAUUAUUAUUAUUAUUGAUUAUAUGAUAUGAAUUUUUGUGUAUAA